This is a messenger RNA of Vicia villosa (hairy vetch), 1146 nucleotides long. RefSeq lists its product as uncharacterized. The coding region runs from base 1 to 1146 and encodes 381 amino acids. The transcript is spliced from 2 exons. Gene Ontology annotation, molecular function: nucleic acid binding; RNA-DNA hybrid ribonuclease activity. NCBI's taxonomy places the organism in Eukaryota, Viridiplantae, Streptophyta, Magnoliopsida, Fabales, Fabaceae. The record is from RefSeq and is a predicted model, not a curated record.
AUGGAGAAAUGUACCUUCGGCGUCCGGGCCGGAAAAUUCCUCGGAUUCUACUUGACCGAAAGAGGAAUAGAAGCCAAUCCGGACAAAUGCCGAGCAUUCUCAGAAUUCCCAACACCCAAUGAUAAAAAAUCAAUCCAAGUCUUAAACGGGAUGCUCACAGUGCUGUCUCGGUUCGUCGCGAAAUCCGCCCAACACGCUCUCCCAUUCUUUAAGCCCUUACUCAAAGAAGCAACCUUCGAAUGGUUCGAGGAAUGCGAGCAAGCACUCUCCCACCUCAAACAAGUCCUCUCAGAACCUCCCGUUCUGACCCGACCGGGAAACGACGAGAUACUAUAUCUCUACCUAGCCGUCUCAAACGAGGCAAUCAGCGCGGCCCUAAUCCAAGAAGCCGAAGACGGGCAAAAGCCCGUAUAUUUCACCAGCAAAGCCCUACAAAGACCCGAGUACGAAAGCAGGAAAGCCCUGGAAGCUCAAGCACUGGCCGACUUCAUAGCUGAAAUGACGUCGAUCACAUCCCCUCCCUCGGCAGAAAAUAAAUGGACCAUCUACGUCGACGGCGCUUCCAGCAAUUCGGGAAGUGGAGCCGGCAUUAUCUUAGAGAACGACGAGGGACUCAUCAUUGAGGUCUCCUUGGUGUUAUUGUUCACCACCUCAAACAACCAAGCCGAAUACGAAGCCUUCCUCGCAAGUUUGCGACUCGCGGAGGACGUAGGUUCCCGGCAAGUAAAGAUUUACGCGGAUUCCCAACUUGUCGCAUCUCAAGUUAACGGCGACUACCAAACCAAAAAUGACACCCUCGUCGAGUACCUCGCAUUGGUCAAAGAAAAAAUGAAAAACUUCGCGAAGGAAGAAGUCGAGCACAUACCCCAGGAGCAUAAUUCUCGAGCAGACGUCCUCUCCAAACUCGCGAGCACGAGGAAUAAAGGAGGAAACAAGUCAGUAAUCCAGGAAAUCCUCUCAAAACCGAGCGUGGACAGGAGUACUUCCUUGAUACAAGUGCUCGCCAUCAGAGACGAUCAAUGUUGGAUGACCCAUGUAUACAAUUUCCUCACCAAAGACGAGCUACCAGCCGACGCAAAGGAGGCCUCCACGAUCAAAAGACGGGCCUACUCAUACGUCAUCAUCGAGAACAAACUAUACCGAUGA